AUGAAUGAUUUCGCCGAAAACAGGAAUAUUUCUAUUCCGUCUUACUUCUACAUCAGUGGUUUUUCUGGUAUACCUCACAUGAGAUACUAUUACAUAUUCUUGUCUUUUGUUUACAUUAUUUCUUUCCUUGGAAACUCCUGUCUCAUGUUUGUCAUUAUCAUAGACCGUAAUCUUCACACUGCUAAAUAUAUUGCUGUCUUUAAUUUAUCACUGUCAGACAUUUGCGAGAGUACAGCUGUAAUCCCUCAGCUACUGGACACUUUUCUGUUUAGAAAUCAGUUGAUCCCGUAUAGAUUGUGUUUGUAUAAUAUGUUUUCUGUCUUUGUAUCUAUUUCAACACAGUCACUAACUCUUGCUGUUCUGUCUUUUGACAGAUUAGUAGCUAUUUGCUUACCACUGAGAUAUCAUAUGAUCGUGACCUUUAGAUCGAUGCUUGUAAUAAUUGGACUGACAUGGGCACUGACAUUGCUUAUGGUAAUGACUGCAACUAUUUUUAUAAGCAGACUUUCUUUCUGCAAAGUAAUUGUCACUGUGAACAGUUUCUACUGUGAUCAUGGGCCGAUAUAUCGCUCUGCCUGUAGCAAUAAUUUUCCAAGCUCUGUCAUAGGCAGUUUGUACCCAAUAGUGAUUCUUGGGUUGCCAGUGUUUUUCAUCAUCUUUUCAUAUACUUGCAUAGCUGUGACACUGUUCAGAGUCACAACUCCACAAGACCGUCAGAGAGCCACAAAGACAUGCACUGCUCAUUUAAUAUUAGUGGCUGUAUUUUACCUUCCCAUCACUAUUACAUAUUCUCUGGCAUCCAUUAUAAACACCAACACAAGGAUCAUUAAUCUCUCUCUGACCUCUGCCCUGCCUCCAAUGCUUAACCCUAUCAUCUACACGUUCAAAACAGAGGAGUUCAUGGUGUCUGUGAAAAAGCUUCUGAAACGGAAAAUCAUAUUCCCAUAUCUAAAAUAA
This is a messenger RNA of Danio rerio (zebrafish), 957 nucleotides long. It is a transcript of the gene or42b1, whose product is annotated as odorant receptor, family 42, subfamily B, member 1. Gene Ontology annotation, biological process: signal transduction; G protein-coupled receptor signaling pathway. The record is from RefSeq and is marked provisional. Gene Ontology annotation, cellular component: membrane; plasma membrane. Gene Ontology annotation, molecular function: G protein-coupled receptor activity; olfactory receptor activity. NCBI's taxonomy places the organism in Eukaryota, Metazoa, Chordata, Actinopteri, Cypriniformes, Danionidae.